Oryza brachyantha (malo sina) is the source of this 2592-nucleotide messenger RNA. RefSeq lists its product as uncharacterized. Bases 722 to 1999 code for a protein of 425 amino acids. Gene Ontology annotation, molecular function: transcription coactivator activity. Gene Ontology annotation, cellular component: SAGA complex. NCBI's taxonomy places the organism in Eukaryota, Viridiplantae, Streptophyta, Magnoliopsida, Poales, Poaceae. Gene Ontology annotation, biological process: regulation of transcription by RNA polymerase II. The record is from RefSeq and is a predicted model, not a curated record. The transcript has a single exon.
ACACCCAAAAAAAAAAAAGAGACAGCCAGCCAAGCCCAAGCCAAGACGAACACGAAGAGAAGAGAGAAGCAACAAGCGGGAGCAAGACGAACACCACCCCGUCCCACCCUCCACCCCCACCAAGCAGCAGCAGCAGCACCACCACCACCACCACCAGCAUCCGCCAAUCCAUCCGGCGUUGCGGCGGCGGCGGCGGCGGCGCAAUUCGUCGAUUCCGCCAACCCCCCCAAUUUGCUCUCCCCGGAGGUCAGCUCGAAUUCUCGCUGUUACUCGGAUUCGAUUCGGCUCGGCGGUGAGCGGGUGGGGAGGGGGAGGAGGGGGCCAGGUUCGUCGAGGGAGAUCCAGGCGGGUGCGGACUCGGCGGGAGCUCGCCGGGGGUGGGGCCGGGAUCAUGCCCCCAUUGCGCUAGGGUUUGGGGGGUGGGAGUCAUCUCCAAUUGCCCCCGCCGCGCGGCGCGCCGGCGCUGUAUGCUUGAUUCGGGCCAGCCGCGGCACCGGUUCUGGGGCGGGUGGUUGGUUCCGCGGGGAUUGGUGUGGUGCCGGCGGAGAUGAGAUCGCCUCCAUGGCUGCUGGGCUACGGGCACGCGCUCUUCUGCAGGAAGCGCCGGAAGCCGUAGUGGUGGUGGUUUGAUCCGAGCUGGGUGGUGCGGUGCGCUGUGCCCUGAUUCGUGCUUCCUGUGCUCUGAAUCCGGUACUGGGGUUCACCGGGUGUGGUGAUUUUCAUGGACAUGGUGAGGGAGGAGGCGUGGCCGCUGGCUGCGCCGGCGCAGCAGCAGCCGUCAGCUCCUCCACCGCAGCCGCCGGUGCAGCAGCAGAAUGGUCGUAUUGAUCUCCGUGAGCUGAAGCUUCAGAUGGAGAAGCGCCUUGGUCCUGAAAGGUCAAGGCGGUACUUCAGCUACCUGAAAGGCUACCUGUCGGAGAGGCUCAGCAAGGCAGAUUUCGACAAGAUGUGUCUCCUCACAUUGGGGCGAGAGAACCUCCGACUACAUAAUCGACUGAUCCGCUCAGUUCUCUACAACGCUUACCAUGCGAAGUGUCCACCUCCAGCACCUUCACCAGAUGUUGGGAGGUCUGUGGGAGCAACAGUGAAGAAGGCUUCUCAGGCUAAUGAAGCAUUAAAUUCUUGCAAUGGGGAUAUAAGGCUAUUACAGAUGCAGGGAUCAAGGCAUAUGGGCACAAUGCAAGAUCAUCAGUCAAAAGAUCGGCUGAAAAGCAUGGGCUUGAGUUGUAGGGCAGAGGCUGCUGCCAGUCACAACCAGAGUGCUCAUGGUGGUGCAGCAGGAGCAGAGAAUGGCACCCUAAGUUCGCCCGACCUUAAGAGAUCAGUGCAUUUUCAACGUGAAUCUGCAGAUCCAUUGGCAAAGCACCAACGUGUGGAGCAGUUACCAACUGGAAACAUAAUCAAGUUGAGAAGAAGUAUGAGCAAUGUCUCGGAUCAUUCUGCAGAAGCUUCAAAUAGCCCUUUACGGGCUCCACUUGGAAUUCCUUUUUGUCCAGUGAGUGUGGGUGGGGCAAGGAAAUUACCACCACCAAUUAGUGCAGAUGAGGAUCAGUGUACCAGCUGUUGUGAGCAUCAUGAGUUGUUAAAUACAGAAUUGUUGCAUAGGCGGAUGGAGAAAACAGCAGAGUCACUGGGUUUAGCUGGUGUGACAUUGGAUUGUGCUGACCUUCUGAACAGUGGUUUGGACAAGUACUUGAAGAAUCUGAUUAGGUCAUCAGUUGAGUUAAUAGGAGCUAAUGUUCAAAAUGAUGCAAGAAAAGGUGCAUUAUACAAGCAGCAUUCAUAUGGAAAGAAUGUGAAUGGUGUUUGGUUGCCAAAUCAUGUUCAGAUGCAAUCAAGCAGUGGACCGUCUGGCGCAGCCAAUGAUAUCAGAAGUAACCACUUGAUCUCCAUUGAUGAUUUCAAGGUAGCUAUGCAGCUAAAUCCUCAACAGCUCGGGGAGGACUGGCCAGUCCUCCUUGAGAAGAUCUGCUUAUGUUCACCAGAAGAAAAUGACUGACAGGUGGAAAGUGCUACUUCAAAUGAAAUUUUUGUACCAAUAUGGUUUUGGUGCCCAUGGAUGUGCAUUUGAGCUGAAGCGAUAAUACUGCAGUCAAGCAACAGAAGAUACACAUUUGGGGAUAAAGGCAGAAUUCUGCUGUCAGAUUUGCAGCGAAUGAAAGCCAAUUCUUUUCUCCUGAUAAAAUGCCCUAAUAAAGAAGAAUAUCUUCUGUUGACAUUGAUUAGGUCUCACUAGCACUCCUGAGAUGGAGACUGCUUCAUCCAAAAGUCCCAACUUCAAUGUAACAUUUGGCAUAAGGGGACAGAAGACAGCAAAAUGCAAGUGCUGUCCUGUAACUUAUAGGAAAAUGUUCUGUAAGUUUCUAGGUCAGGAUGUACAUUAUUGAUUCCAAAAUUUUCUAGGGUAUCUUCAGUACUAAUUUCAGGGAUGUUGAAUGUUAAUUUUAUUUAAAUUCUUUUGUAACUGUGUUUUUGAAAGUUAUAUCUUAGAUCUCUAAGACUUCUCUCUGCCGAUGUGUUUAUGUCUGCUUGGGAGUGGGUAGAUGUUUCCGUCAUCACUCCAGAUAUGAAAAAGUAGAUAUAUUCAUGACC